Schistosoma haematobium is the source of this 1666-nucleotide messenger RNA. RefSeq lists its product as uncharacterized. The coding region runs from base 48 to 1028 and encodes 326 amino acids. The transcript is spliced from 2 exons. Gene Ontology annotation, biological process: DNA integration. Gene Ontology annotation, molecular function: nucleic acid binding. Lineage: Eukaryota; Metazoa; Platyhelminthes; Trematoda; Strigeidida; Schistosomatidae. The record is from RefSeq and is a predicted model, not a curated record.
UAAAACGAAUGAAAUCCAUCGCCAGAAGCUAUGCUUAUUGGCCCCUCAUGGACCAACAUAUCGUGGAUUUAGUAAGCAAGUGCACACAAUGUCAGCAAGCAGCUAAGUGUAACGCGAAAAUACUACCAGUCCCAUGGCCACAGCCUGAGUAUCCCUGGUCCAAGAUACAUGUCGAUUUCGCAGGCCCAAUUAAUGGAAUCACCUAUCUAGUCGUUGUUGACGCCUUUUCGAGAUGGCCAGAAAUUGUUCCCGUCAUGCCACCAACGACAACCCAAACGAUGCAACUGUUGACAGAGAUGUUCUCUCGCAAUGGGUUACCGGAUAUAAUCGUUUCCGACAACGGUUCGCAAUUCACCUCAAGCCAAUUUCAGGAAUUUUGCAAACGCCUAUCCAUCAAGCAUUUCCGCUCUCCACCUUACCACCCACAGUCAAAUGGACAAGCAGAAAGAUUUGUGGAUACAUUCAAGAGAGCUCUAAUGAAGUCGAAAGGGGAGGGGACGCCAGUAGAAACACUGCAGAAUUUCUUGUUUGUUUACCGAACAACACCUAGUGAUAUGCUACCACAGCAGAAGUCCCCGGCAGAGAUCCUGAUGGGAAGGAAAUUGAGGACGAUCCACAGUCUCAUGUGCCCAAGAACCACACCACCACCAUCUCAGACCAAAUCUCAGAAGCUUCCAGCGUACGAGGUUGGAUGCCCUGUGUUCGCUCGAGACUACACAGCAAAUCAUGGUCCUUGGAUCGAAGCACGUGUGGUUGGAAGACUAGGCCAAGUUAUGUACAAGGUAAAGGUGGGAAGAGACACAUGGACUAGACACCGAAAUCAACUACGUAAGCGGAUAGCCCCAGACCACCCAUCAACAGGAGUAAAUCUUCCCCUCGAUAUCUUGCUUGAUACCUUCAACUUACCGGCAACCCUACCACAAGAAAAACCUCAACAACAAGCUGAAAUACGUCCCAGACGAUGGCCUAUAAGAGAACGGCGAGCUACAGUCAAGAUGCAGGUUGACCCCAGGAAAGCCCGCUAUUAAAAAGGGGAGGAGUGUUGGGGACGAUAGAUCCCCAAACUCAUAUUUUAAAUUUUAUCUUACCGAUCAUCUUAUCGAUUAAAUGUUAGAUAUUUUUAUUGGGGUCAAUUGAUGAACUAUCGAUUAAAUGCGCAAAUAGGUCAAUUAAUGAACUCAUUGAUUAAUGUUUAAAAAUUUUCUAUGACAAUAUCGAUUGUAAAUAAUUGUAUAAAUACGCUUGACUUGUAUGCUUGAUCUGAUCUGCCUGCCUGACUUGGUAUCUGCUGUUGCUUGUAGAAUACACUUUCUACGCCUUACCAAGACUUCUUGAUCGAGUUAGCUGAGUCGAAGACAACGGACCAGAAUAGUCUCUUGAGUCUCUGAAUCCUGAGCCUUCGUUCCGUUCCGAAUAAGUCGAAUCAGUAGUAUCCUCAAGGUUAACGAACCUAACACAUAUUGAGUCAAAUAAUUUUAUGCUUCAUUUAGACAUUCACACGCAUGCCAAACAGCUGUUUAUUUCUCCCAUAAUCUCAUUUCUGUCUAACUCCUUUUUAUCAAAGUCAUUGUGAAAAUCCAUAUUCCAUAGGUAUCAAGAUUAUAUACAUACAGAUUACUAUUAUCAUCUGCAUCGUUCAAUUAUGAAGUUUUCAUUGUUAUCAUCA